This is a messenger RNA of Podarcis lilfordi (Lilford's wall lizard), 1194 nucleotides long. Lineage: Eukaryota; Metazoa; Chordata; Lepidosauria; Squamata; Lacertidae. The record is from the annotation of a GenBank genome assembly.
AUGCCUGACCGUGACAACACUUAUAAUGGCAGUGGGAGCGGCAGCGAUGAGGCAAGUGCCAACUCCGAUGACAUCUGCCGGGAUUUCCUACGCAAUGUCUGCAAGCGGGGCAAGCGCUGCCGUUUCCGCCACCCCGACAUGAACGAGGUGACCAACCUGGGAGUGAGCAAGAACGAGUUCAUCUUCUGCCACGACUUCCAGAACAAGGAGUGCGUCCGCAUCAACUGCCGCUUCAUCCAUGGCACCAAGGAAGACGAAGACUGCUACAAAAAGACGGGGGAGCUACCCCCACGCCUUCGCCAGAAAGUGGCAGCUGGGCUUGGCCUUUCCCCAGCCGACCUCCCCAACAGCAAGGAGGAAGUCCCCAUUUGCAGGGAUUUUCUCAAGGGGGAUUGUCAGCGCGGGGCCAAAUGUAAAUUCCAGCACCUUCAGCGGGAUUAUGAGUACGACGGCCGGGGGUUGGCCACCCGGGAACAGGGCAUCACCACUCCUGUGCGCCGAUACGACCCCUAUGACCCCAUGUACGACUCUGACCGGUGCUUCGAUGACCACGACCCUGUGCUGAAGCGGCGGCGGGUAGACGGGCUCCACUUUGAGACUUACGAGUACAACUUCACCAGUCCUCGCACGGUGGAAUACCGGCUCCUGGAAGAGGAGAACAUCAUGCUCCGCAAACGUGUGGAGGACCUCAAGAAGCAGGUCAACAACCUCCUAGCCACCAACGAGGUCCUGCUGGAACAGAACGCCCAGUUCCGCAACCAGGCCAAGGUGAUAACACUUAGCACUACGGCCCCGGCUACUGAGCAGACUCUGGCACCCACCGUGGGCACCGUCACCAACUACAACCACAGCAUUGCCCAGACUCACACCACCCUGAGCAGCCAAGCUCUGCAGCCACGGCCUGUGUCCCAGCAGGAUUUGGUGGCUCCAGCUGGAGCUCAGGCAGCUCCCCCUAGCAACGCAGCGCCUCCCAUGAACCCAGAAAUCACCCCGCUGUCAGCAGCGCUGGCUCAGACCAUAGCCCAGGGGAUGGCUCCACCAGUCUCCAUGGCUCCUGUGGCCGUAUCCGUAGCGCCUGUGGCCGUGUCCAUGGCUCAGCCACUGGGGGGCAUCACCAUGAGCCACGCCACCACCCCCAUGGUGACAUACCCCAUAGCCUCCCAGAGCAUGAGGAUAACAGCCAUGCCCCACUAA